UAACCCGGAAGUAGGCGCGACUCCGGUUCUGUAGAAGAAGAAGCAAGCCGCUAGCCUCUCUGUGCUGCAAGUUCGGAUUCUGUCUCUAGCCGGUCAACAUGGUCCAACUGGUGGGUCCCCUCCGAAAAGAACUCGCCGACUCCCUCUCCACCUGCAAGGUGCUGGUGGUGGGAGCGGGAGGUAUCGGCUGCGAGCUCCUGAAGAACCUCGUCCUCACCGGCUUCAAGAACAUAGAAGUGAUUGACUUAGACACAAUUGAUGUCAGCAACCUGAACCGACAGUUCCUCUUCCAGAAGAAGCAUGUCGGCAAGUCUAAAGCACAGGUGGCCAAGGAGAGUGCAUUGACGUUUUGUCCCACUGCAAAUAUCACUGCCUACCAUGACAGUAUCAUGAACCCUGACUACAACACGGAGUUCUUCAGACAGUUCAUCCUGGUGAUGAAUGCUCUGGAUAACAGAGCGGCUCGUAACCAUGUGAACAGGAUGUGUUUGGCAGCAGACAUCCCUCUGAUAGAGAGUGGCACAGCCGGAUACCUUGGACAAGUCACAGUCAUCAAGAAGGGACUGACUGAGUGCUACGAGUGCCAACCUAAACCCACCCAGAAAACCUUCCCAGGAUGCACCAUCAGAAACACGCCGUCUGAACCCAUUCACUGCAUUGUCUGGGCCAAGUACCUCUUCAAUCAGCUUUUUGGUGAAGAGGACGCAGAUCAAGAGGUGUCACCCGACACAGCGGACCCAGAGGCUGCAUGGAAUCCUGAAGACACAGCAGCUCGCGCCACAGCCUCAGAAAAGGACGGGGACAUCAAGCGAGUCUCCACCAAGGAAUGGGCCCGCUCCACAGGAUACGACUCCGUUAAACUCUUCCACAAGCUUUUCAAAGACGACAUCAGGUACCUGCUGACCAUGGACAAGCUGUGGAAGAAGAGGAAAGCCCCGACACCUUUGGACUGGCACCAGCUGAGGAACAGUGGUCCUAAGGAGGAGUCUGUGGGCUCAGGUUUGAAGGACCAGCAGGUUCUGAGUGUUUGGAGUCUUUGUAAGAUGUUCCAGCACAGCGUGGAGACCCUCCGCACAAUGCUGCAGGAGAAAGGAGAAGGAGCCGAGCUGGUGUGGGACAAGGAUGACGCCCCAGCCAUGGACUUUGUUACCGCAGCAGCCAACCUUCGUAUGCACAUCUUCAGCAUGAACACGAAGAGUCGCUUCGACGUGAAGUCCAUGGCAGGGAACAUCAUCCCAGCUAUCGCUACAACCAACGCUAUCAUCGCUGGACUCAUUGUGCUGGAGAGCUUGAAGAUCCUGUCUGGUGAACUGGAGUCCUGUCGCACGAUCUUCCUGAAUAAGUGUCCCAGCCUCAGGAAGAAGCUGCUGGUCCCAUGUAUCCUGGAUCCACCCUGCGCCAACUGCUACGUCUGCGCCAGCAAACCCGAAGUCACGGUCAAACUGAACAUCCACAAAACCACCGUCCUCUGUCUGCAGGACCGGAUCCUAAAAGAGAGGUUCGGCAUGGUGGCUCCAGAUGUUCAGAUAGAGGAUGGGAAAGGGACCAUCCUCAUCUCCUCAGAGGAAGGAGAGACAGACGCCAACAACCACAAAUUUCUCGCCGAUUUCGGGAUCCGCAAUGGCAGCCGCCUCCAAAUCGAUGACUUCCUCCAAGACUACACACUCCUCGUCAAUGUCCUGCACACUGAGGAACUGGAGCGGGAUGUGGAGUUUGAAGUCGUAGGUGAAGCCCCGGACAAAGCUCCGCCCCCUCAGCCAAACAAGGAAGAGGUUAACAGCGUCACUAAUGGCAACAAGGACUCCGCCCAGCCAUCCACCUCUUCUAAAGCUCCGGCAGACGAUGAUGACAUCAUGAUCGUUGAAUCUGAUGAGGAAGGGGCGUCGUCCAGCUCGGCAGCAGCAGCACCAUCCAGCGGCACCAAAAGGAGGCACUCAGACGCAGAAACCGGAGAGUCCUCCAGUAAACGUUUACGAAUGGACCAGUCGGGUGCAGCUGCUGCCCCUACCGAUGAUGAUGAUGAUGAUGAUGAUGAUGACAUCAUCGCUCUGGACUAACCCCUCCUGUCUGAAGGACUGAGAACUCUUUGAACGCUUACCGUUUUGACUCGAGACUGACAGGUUUGAAUAAAACACCUCUUUUAUGAAGAACAAUUUACUGCCCUGCUUCAUCUUUCGACACCUCCCCCCCCAACUCUGUGUUUGUGCUUUCAUACUCCAGCCGUUCUGACAUGAUGCUGUAAAUAGACUUUACAUUUUUAAAUGUUUUGAAAAAAACGGUAAACUUUUGUUAUCCAUAUUAUUCACUGGUCCCUAUAAAAUGCUUCUCUCAAAAAAGAAAGGAAAAAAAUGUUUUUGUGGUCUUUUUUUAUAAGCGUACUGUAUUUUUCAGUCAGGGUGUUUUGUGGUCAGGUAACAAAAAACCAAAACAUUUUCUUGGAUUGUAAUGAUGAUUGGUUGUAAAGGGACGGUGAGACCCAGGGUUCUGCAGCUUGUGCUACUGUAGGUGAGAUACAGAUGGAAAAUGGCCAUGAUGUUCAGGGGGUUGUUGGUCUGCUACCUCUUUUCUAGAGGUAAGGUGUUUUGGAUGCAAUUUCGUAAUCAUGCCUUCCAAAACUAUGCAACAAUGAGGCGUCCAGCUUUUAGAAAAGCAAAUAAAAGUGACAAAAUAGUUUAGGUGUAUCCUGAAGGCUAAUGAUACAGGCUAGUAGUAGUUUAAUGUUAACAUGUUACAGUCACUUUUUAUUAGCAUAAAUUGGUUAUUUUUAAGCAAAGAAGCAUUAAGAAAGAACCAGCAAGAAGUGGUUUGACCUGAAGCAGUGGUUGCUUUCAUACUGUAGAGGAAUCCUUCACUGAAGUAACAUGAGAACCUCUCGCACAAUGCACAGCAGUUGAGCUCCUGCGGUCUUCUCCAGUCCAUCUCCUGUUUCAGUGUCCAUCAUUUCAUAUUUCAUUGUGAUCUGACUUGUUUUUGAAAGGCUAAUGCCACUGGACCAACAAUAAACUCAACAAAAUGCA
This is a messenger RNA of Notothenia coriiceps (black rockcod), 3017 nucleotides long. RefSeq names its product ubiquitin-like modifier activating enzyme 2 (gene uba2). The coding region runs from base 99 to 2057 and encodes 652 amino acids. Gene Ontology annotation, molecular function: SUMO activating enzyme activity. NCBI's taxonomy places the organism in Eukaryota, Metazoa, Chordata, Actinopteri, Perciformes, Nototheniidae. The transcript is spliced from 17 exons. Gene Ontology annotation, cellular component: SUMO activating enzyme complex; cytoplasm. The record is from RefSeq and is a predicted model, not a curated record. Gene Ontology annotation, biological process: protein sumoylation.